Messenger RNA from Clunio marinus, 498 nucleotides. NCBI's taxonomy places the organism in Eukaryota, Metazoa, Arthropoda, Insecta, Diptera, Chironomidae. The record is from the annotation of a GenBank genome assembly.
AUGUCGAAUUCAAUUUUACUUACAUUUUUGCAUAAUAAUGAAGGCGAUCUCUGCCCUUUUUCAGAAAGUCAAUAUCGAAUUCGUGUAUUAAGCGCGUCGUACUCGCAAAAACAAGCAUUAGUAGUUUGGUUGUUGAAGGAAGUGCCUAAAACAACAAAUUAUUUAUUUAUUCAAGCUCAUAUUAAUGUAUCGACAUUUGUGGAGUUCAUUUACAAUAUGAAUGUUUUAGUAAAUGCGAUUAUGAUUUCACUAACUAGGAAACUUUCCAUGCCCAUUGAUAGACUAAACGAUCAUCUUAACACAAUUUUGCUAGCAUCAAAUCAACAAGGAAUAGAUCGCAUACUUUUCCCAUCCUUGGAUAUUUCAUCUUAUGCGAAUGGAAGUAAAGUAAAUGAAAAAAGAGAAUUGACUUCAAAUGCUAACAACUCUACAAUCGCUUUUGCUGUUGCUGAUAUUAUGUUUAUCGACUUACUCGCUUCUAUUUUGCCUUCGAUUUGA